AUGUCUAAGGAAGCAUUGCAAAUGUAAGAAUAAUAUUUUACUGAGAAUUCUCUUUUAUAAUACUAUUUUCUUCUACAUUCUGGUUUAUUGUGCUGUUUUAACUCCCUGCUAGUGAGCAUGUGCUCUUCACGAUGCUGCUGCUGUUACUUUUUUCUUGUAUGGUUUGGUAAAUAGCAGAGGGAACUUCAAGGAGAACGUUAGGUGUGAAGAAAAGUCUCCUAAAGUGAAUUGGCUGGAUCACGCCAAAGCUCAUGAGAACUUCGCGUGCCAAGAGAAAUUUCUGAGUUCAAAUUUUCUUUUCUCUCUACCAGCACAGAAGUCCAGUGCAGAAAGAAUGCUCCGCACAAGGUCCUUUUCAGACAUCCGCCUAUAUUAUUCACAUUAUUUCUUUGUUAAUAUCUAAGAUAUUCUCAAAAUAUUACAAAGUCCAAUCUCAGCUUACAAGUUUUAAGCAGAGUUUCAUUGAAGAAAGGAAUAAUUAUUUCGAUUUUUAUCAUAAUCAAUUUCAAAAUUGCAAACAUCAUUUUUACUUAAAACGAAGGAUUUCUGGCGUUAUCAGCAUUAUUGGUUCACUAGUAGGUUAUGGUUUUUUUACUUCUGCUCGUUUGUUGCAUUGCCAAUCCUUAAUUGCAGCUUACAUACCGUAAUUUUUGUGAUAAAACGAUGUAAUUCUAAGUAUUAUUUCACUCAUCUCAGGCCUCUAGUUUAUAAUGUUCAAGGAAUUGAUAAGGUGCGAAAGUCAGAUGUUGAGAGGGUAUGUUUGAUAUUUUUUUUGGUUUAGAUAGUAUUUCCUUACUUCCGUUUAUCUGUAUUGUCACAUUUUGGAUCUCAUGUUCCGUAAUAAACAUAUUGGUCCAGGCUUGGAAAACUCUUAGUUGCCUUCAGGUGGGCAGCAGGAAGUACGUAAAACCAGGAUCAACGCAUCCCCAGCAAAACCGAGGUGGGGGCAAUUAUAUCUCCCAUUCUUUGGAGGCUUCUAAAUAUAAUGGAAGAUCAGAGGCAACAAGUUCUAUAGAUACAAUCAAACUGUCCAAAGGCACAAUGAACGGAAGUUUUAAUGCACAUCGUCAAGAUUCUCUUGCUCAAGGUGAUAAAUGACCUGAUUUCUAGUGCGUUUUUUUUCUUGAUGAAUAUGUUUUCUGUUUGAAGUUGAACUCCAAUUGAUGAAUACUUGGAUGUAAAGGUAGAAGAGAGACAUCUACGCCGUUAUCUUCACAUUCAACUCUUCAAAAUGGGCGUUUUCAUUUUGAAAAGAAUAAGAAUUUCAGUGAAACUCUCUUAGAUGGCGUUGAUGAUGAUGAUAUUCUGAAGGUAAAUGUCACUGCCAAAGUAUGACCCUAAACUGAUAAGAAUUUCAUGUUCAGAAAGACCACUAUAUUGAUCCUUGGUCACUGGAACUUUGUUGCCAGAAUAUUGAUGUUGACCAGAUAGUCCUUGCCCACUAUCAAGCAACAAGCACACCCGAUGCGACAGUAUCUAAAUUUUCACCAUUUACUCCAGUUGCAAAUGGGGAAAAUAAUUCUUUACCAAGUGGAAAUAUGGUCCCAGCAGAACUUUGUGUAAAAUGUAAUCACCAUGUUGAGGUAUGUGCUGUGCAUUUAACUUCUGUGUAAAAUGUGAUUUCUUGCAAAUGUAAUCACCUUCAGGACAUUGAUUUUUUCUUUUUUGCCCUUGAUUAUCCAGCUGGGACUUUGCCCAGAAGCCAAGCAUCAUUUGCAGGAGAUGAAAGAUAAGCUUAUUGCCAUAUCGAAUAAACUUCUUGACAAUGCUGAUGAUUUGAGUCCUCAGCAUUUUGAGGAACUACGCCAAGAACGGUUGGUUCUUUUCUUACACAGAUAUGUUAUAAAGAUGUUUGGAGAUUUUAGAAUAUAUUCUCUGAAUUUAUAGUUAAUCUCCUAAUAUGUGUAUAUAUGGUAGACUGGCGCUGAACAAGAAAAUUCCAGCACUGGAAAAAUAUCUCCAGAGCUUGAUUCAAGAUGAAGAAAGGCAAAGGUCACAUAUGUCAGCAUCAACAGCUGCCUCUCUGAGGUUUCAAUGUGAGACUCCAGUAAGCACGUUACGGGUGGAUUCUCUUAGGUUUGAUUCCCAGAUGUAUAACAAAACAGAAAGUUGUCAUCGUUGGAGUCCUUCUGCUUCUGUUUAUGCUACGGAUAGCUUUAGUGCUGCACCAGGCUAUUUGGAAAGGGAAGUAUUCACUCCAAAGCUUGUUGAAGUUAAUUACAUUGAAGGAUCAAAUGAUAAGAGAUGGAGCAGUACGGAUUUUCUAUGGGCGAAGAAACUUGAAGUACUCCUCUGGACAGUGGUUGUUAUUUUCAAUUCUGCUAUCUGGAACUAAUUUUAGAAUCUUCCUUUCAUAUAGAUCAACAACAGAAAAGUGUUUGGGAAUCAUUCCUUUCGUCCAAAUCAAAGAGAAAUAAUUAACGCAACAAUGAGCGGGUGUGAUGUUUUCGUUCUGAUGCCGACCGGUGGUGGAAAGAGUCUGACUUACCAGGUGGAAAGGCUCUAUUAGUUCUUUCUGUGCAAACAUUCUAUGAAGUUUCUCAUUUUUCCCAGCCUUUUGUUUUGUACCUUAUCCAUCUGCCUUCCAGUAGAACAUUUUUCCGUGGUAAAAAAUGCCUCUAAAUUGCACUUGAAACUAGUUUCCCAAGAAAGAUAUUAUGGACGUGCCCCAUGUUAGAAAGCUCUACAUGUUAUGUUGGCAAAGGGAAUGCUGAUUUUGUUUAUACCAUGAUGUAUUAUAGAUUCUAUUAAUAUUUUGUCAUCACAGUCUAAAGCUAAUGCAUUAAUAUUGGUGCUGUUGAUUUUCAUUACUUCUCUUGUAUAAGUUGAAAUCUCUAAUUUAGUUUGACCUUGUUUAAUUUUUUUUUUUUUCUAGCUUCCCGCUCUUAUUUGUCAAGGAGUUACACUGGUGGUUUCUCCUCUUGUCUCUCUCAUUCAAGAUCAAAUUAUGCAUCUGUUACAGGUAUAUGUUUGUUCUGUCUUGAUAUGGUCAAUAUAUGUAGGACUUGCCGAACAUUUGAUUAUUUCAUAACCCUUGUUUUUCACCGUGUUUCAGGCAAAUAUUCCUGCUGCUUAUUUAAGUGGCAACAUGGAGUGGACAGAGCAGCAGGAGAUCCUUAGAGAAUUAAUUUCUCCGAGUUGUAAAUAUAAAUUACUCUAUGUUACUCCAGAAAAAGUAGCCAGGUCAGUUAUGCUUUGCUUCUGAGAUGGAAUUGGCAUCGUGAUUUGUGCUUAAUGUGAUUUUGUUUGAAAAGGUAUCAAGAACUUUGCUUUGAUUAGAGUUUGAAUGAACACUCGAAUUUAUUCUGGAGUAUUUUUAAAUGUUAUUUAACCUAAAACUAUUUGACAUCUGUGGUAUAAAUAAGGUGUGCGAUAGGGUAGAAUGGCGAAAUAUGGUGCGUCCUCAAUCUGAAUUACGUUUGAUUUGGUGUAUGAUAAAGGUGGUUUGUCAACGCUCGAGUUCUUAAACUAGAGGCUUUCAAGAGUAUCAUAAUCCAUAAAUGGAGUUGCAAAAUGACUUGGAUAAUAUACGUUGGAGAUCUAUAAGCCAUCUUGUCUCCUAAUUCUGAGGACUGCCCUGAGAAAUUUCAUGCCCUUUGUUCAUGAGUUUUAAUAUUUGUUUUGAUCUACGUAGGGACAAGGUCUCAGGAGUUUGAAAAUUCCACGAGUUUUUGGCUAGACCCAUGGGUGAGUCUAGGUUGAUUUCUGACUGGGAUGCCCACUGCUUAUCUUGCCUCUUUGCUCUAUUCUUAGUGCUUCUAGUAUGACAUCAAGCCACAGUGAGCUGUGUUCGGGCAACAGCUCGGAACUUUGGUAGUAUACAAUAUUAGGAUUUAUCUUUAAUCCGAUGAAGAAACCAUAAGUAAACCAUGCUUGUAGAAACCAUAACUAGCACUAUACCUUGUAAGUUCUUGUUGGCCACAUUUUGACUUUCUUUUUUUGCUUGCUUGAAUCCUAUGCUUGCUCCUUGUAGAAGCAGUCACUGUUGAAUUUUACAAAAAAAAUGCUUUCUCCUGUCUUUUCUCAAUUUUAAUAUAAAUUCACCUUCUUCCGCGAAAUCCAAUUGUGAUUUGGAAAAAAAAACAUAUUUAUGAAAACAUGAGGAUGAAACUCUUUAGAAGCAUUUGCUCUUCCACAAUUGGUCAUCUUUUAAAUCAAAAUGGUAAUUUUGUGAGCAAGAUCCAUCAACAUGUUCCUCUAUGAAUGCAGAAGUGACGUCCUAUUGAGACAUUUAGAGAGUUUGAACGCAACUGGUUCACUUUCUAGAAUUGUUAUCGAUGAAGCUCAUUGUGUUAGCCAAUGGGGACAUGAUUUUCGACCAGAUUAUCAGGUUAGAAUAACUAUAGCUUCAGCUUCACUAUUUUUCAGCGCACUUUCAGAAAAUUUUCUGGUCCGAAUUUUGAAUAUAUAUGCCCUGCUGUGCGAAGGGGCUUGGAAUUUUGAAACAAAAGUUCCCAAAUACUCCAGUGCUGGCUUUGACUGCCACUGCGACGGCCAGUGUAAAGGAAGACGUUGUGCAGGCGCUUGGCCUCAUAAAUUGCAUUGUUUUCCGACAGAGCUUCAACAGGCCAAACCUAUGGUAGAUGGCAGAUACCAUUUUCCUUGCUUCUUCCCUAAAAGCAUAUCUCAUCAACUUCUUGCACUCUUCAGGUUUUCCAUAAUGCCAAAGACGAAGAAGUGCUUGGACGAUAUAGACAAGUUCAUCAAGGAGAACCAUUUCGAUGAGUGUGGCAUCAUUUACUGUCUCUCAAGGAUGGACUGCGAGAAAGUGGCCGAAAAAUUACAGGUUCUUCUCCUCUCUUACAUUAUUCAUGAUGGUCUGGACCUCACUAUAUUCUCACCCACUUAGGUGCCACGUCACUAUGUUCUAAUUGUGUCCAUUUACCUGCACUUUAUUUAUAUAUUUGAAGCCCUUUCAUUCUAUUUGCAUGCAAUUUCCAUCGAAAGAUCAAGCUGCCUUCCUGGAUAUUUCAGAUUUGUCUAAAUACGUGGUCAUGCCUUCGUGGCUUCAUGGCUUGAAGAGUAACACAGAUUGUACAAUUCAAUUGAUGAAUGUUAUUUUAACAUUAUUAGUGGAAAAAAUAGUUUCAUUGAAUAGUAAGGCUGUAAAUAAGUUCAUUUUAUUUGGACUUUGGUCUAAGUUUAUAUUUGCCAAUAAAUAUUAUUAUUCAUGCAGGAAUGCGGUCACAAAACAGCAUUCUAUCAUGGCAGCAUGGAUCCACAUCAAAGAGCAUACGUUCAGAAACAGUGGAGCAAGGAUGAAAUCAACAUAAUAUGUGCCACAAUAGCUUUUGGGAUGGGUAUCUUCCUCGUUUUCUCACACGGCAUUGCCUCCACACAAAUCUCCACUUUUCCUCACCGCAUAUGGUAACUUGGGUAUUUCAGGAAUCAACAAACCUGAUGUUCGGUUCGUUAUUCACCACUCUCUUCCAAAAUCCAUUGAGGGUUACCAUCAGGUCAAAUAUCUUUCUACGGGCACUGUUAGCAACUUAGAUCAUGGCGUAAUGCGUGUCAUCUCAUGUUGUCCAGGAGUGUGGACGGGCUGGAAGAGAUGGCCAGCGAUCAUCAUGCGUGCUGUACUACAGCUACAGUGACUAUGUCCGCUUCCAUCUGACUGUUCAUGGUGUUCAUUCAUAAAAUUUAAAAAAAAAAGGAAGAGGAAAAUCCCUUUGCGGCGCCUGAUUUUGAGCCCUGAUUACAGAUUCGCGUCAAGCAUAUGCUGACUCAAGGGGUGGUAGAGCAGAGUCCCUCGGCACUGGGGCCAAGGCGAAGCCAGAAUCCUGGGAGUGUGUUGGAAUCAAAUAUCAGAAAUCUCGCAUGCAUGGUGCCCGUCAAUGCUAUUAGUUUAUUUCAAUAAUUACUUUGAUAUUCAUCAGCUUAUAUGGAUCUUACUAUCAACAGGUAAACUAUUGUGAGAACCAUGCGGAUUGCAGACGUUUCUUACAGCUUAUCCACUUUGGGGAGAAGUUCGAUCCUGCAAAUUGCCAGAAGACUUGCGAUAACUGUUCAAGGAUGGUGAGCUGGAUAGAGAAAGACAUCACCCCCACUGCGAAACAACUGGUGAUGAUGAUUAUAUGAGCACACCAUUUCUUAGUUUGGCGUCUUUCAGCUGAAUGCGCGCUCAUCUGUUGACCCAUUUGUUUGACUUCGUGGAAUCGCACCUCCACAGGUCGAGCUGGUGAAGUCAACGGGGCAGCAGUGUUCUUCCUCCCAUAUUCUGGACGUAUACAGAGGCUCCCUCAGCCAAAAUGUACGUCCUCCCUGGAAUCAUAAUCUGUUCCUCGUCCUCUUCUACUCCACGAACGCUCCAGAUGACCCUCCAUGGCGUUCUAGGUAAAGAAACACAGGCACGAAAAUUUGGGCCUCCAUGGCGCCGGGAAGCAUUUGGGGAAGGACGAAGCAUCCAGAAUCUUACGCCACCUGGUUGUUGAAGAUUUCCUAAGGGAGGAAGUCAAGAAGAGCGACGUCUACGGAUCCGUUUCAUCGGUCCUGAAGGUACGCGCACACAGCUCACUUUCUCUAACUAAUCACCACACCACUCCUGCGGCUAAGUGUUUCCAAUUCGGUCUGUGGGCAGAUAAAUGAACCGAAGGUGAGCAAGCUUUGGUCCGGCGGGCAUCCGAUCAUACUGAGGUACACCUCCCCAUAUUUCUAUGAUGUUCUUGCUUCUUUAGCACCUUCAAGAAGAACCCAUUAAAAUAAAUAAAUAAGUAUAUAUAUAUAUAUAUACAUCUUGAGCAGCUUUGCGUUGGCUUUUUCAGGUUCCCGGCCCCUGCGAAGCCCUCCAGGUCUGCGGCUAGCAGAGCUGAGGAGACGCCGGCGAAGGGCUCUCUGGUGAAGACGACCGUUGCGGCAGCUCAGAGCGAAGUUGACCAGGUAGCCCUUCUCCUCGUCUUCAGAGUCUUGUUAUCUCUUCUUCUUUCCCUGUGAGGAGGAUGGGGAGAGCCUCACCCUCUGUUUCCUCGUUAGAAACUGUCGGAGAAGCUCUUCUCCGCUCUGAAGGCGCUUCGGACGACGCUGGUCAAGGAAGCGGGCGACGGCGUCAUGGCCUACCAUAUAUUCUUGUGAGCCCGUUGACCUUCGCCGCUCCCCCCAUUCCUGUUGUGCCGGCGCUGACCCACCAACCAUUGUAGGAAUGCCACUCUGCAGCAGAUCAGCAAGCGGCUUCCCAGGUCCAAGGAGGAGCUCCUCGAGAUCAACGGCAUCGGGAAGUAAGUUCUCUUCCUUCCGUGUGGCCGUCUCUUGGUCGCAAGUCUGCGUUGACUUAAAUGCGCGGCGCAGGGCGAAGGUGAGCAAGUACGGCGACCGGGUACUGGAAACCAUCGAGUUGACGCUCGAGGAGUUCAAGAGGACGAACCGGAGCGGUGGCGGUGCCGACAGUGGGGAGGCGGCAAAGAGGCGGAGGGGCUCGACGGGUGUCGGCGCGGGCGGCGCUGCCGGCGGCAACGACGACUUCAUCACCGAGGCUGUCGCCGAGUCAACGAAGAGACCCGCGAGGGCCCGCCAGAACCCCGUCUUCGAUCUGGAUUUGGACGGUCCUGAUGCGGCGAAGACGGCGGCGGAUCCGCAGAUCUGGGGAGGAAGCCCCGUUGGUAACCUCUUUCAGGAAUACGCAUUCAGGGGGGAGUGACGAUUUUCCUCCCCUCGCCGCUGACCGCUCUCACUGUAAACCUCCGGAGGCGGCGGGCAGCCCUAUUUAUUGCAAAACAUAGUUGCCUUCUUCGUAUGUACAUUCUUUCCUUCUCUUCAAAAUCCGGAGCCGAGUUGUCAAUGGGCCCAAGAUGAGCCCGGCCUGGGCUCUUUGUGUGCAUGUGAGAGUGAGAGAGAGAGAGAGAGAGAAUUUUCUGGACGUAUGGCCCAAACAGGCCCAUUUUGUCUAAUUGAGCUGAUAUUGGGCUUUAUAUGCCCAGCGGGAAGUGUGCUUCUCUCUCUCUCUCUUCCUGUAUGGACCCACCCUUGAUUUAUUGGGCCAAGAGGAUUGCACUUCUAAGCAUUCAUUUUAUUUGACCGUGGAGAAGCUCGUAUAUGCUUACGUCACAAACCACGUUUGACACCCACGAAACGCUGUUGGAUCAUAUUACGUUAAACUGGGCCUUCCUGGAUGAACUUUUCAAAACUGGGUGAUAAAACUUAAAAGACAAAAAUACCCUUACGUUGCAGCCGACUGUAAACUAGCGAGAGGAAGCUCCAGUACUCGGGGGGCCAGGUUCUCAGGACUCUGGUUCGCAUCGCCGCCAUCCUGUUCAGGGAAUCGAACCCUAGCUCCCGGAGUCUAGUUCCGAUGACUUGCGUUGCUCACAAAGGCUUCUACGAUUACACUUCCCACCUCCAGGUGUUCGGUCUUCUUCGAUUCCUUUCCGUUUGGCCAGUCUUCUUCCAAUACCAUCAUCUUUACGCCUCGAUGGUGAUUGCGUGCCUCCUUAUCCAUGUCUGAUUUUGUGGCAGGGGUUCAGGAAGUCCUGGGGAUCUAGGGGUUCCCUGGCUUUUCCUAGCGUAAGGAACAUACCCUCUCCAACGUCAGUUUCGACCCGGAGUAUCGACCUGAAGUGCCGUGGACAGUUGAGCGGAGACGGGGACAUGAACAAUUUAGCAUUGGCGGGCAGUGAUUUGGACGAGCGUCGUGAGUCUCCACCGAAUUUCGGUUGGUCUCUAAUUAUGUGAUAUUACAUCUCAAUCUCCAUCUCCGCCGUAAGGUUUUACAUUUUCUUUAAACCUGUCAUUUUCAGAGUCUAAAGAGAAGGAUCCCAGCAUAUCCACGAUACUAACUGGUUUUGACAAUUCCUUUGAUCCAUACGAUGCUCUUAGCACGCCUCUCUACCAAACUGCCACUUUCAAGCAGGUACUAAUGAGGAAACUUGCUCUCUUGCUAUGCUAGAGUCAUGUAUAUUACAGAUAGAAGGUAGGAUUCAUUUCAUCUCCAUCUUCAUCGUCUGCCAACUUCUAAUGCGUAUUGACAUCACGGAUAUGCUGUCCUAUUCUGUAAUUUAUCUUCAUACCACAUGCAUCUUAUAUCAUAUAUUUGCGUAAUUUAUCCUAUUCUGUAAUUUUUCUAGUCUUGGAUUCUUCUGAUGGUGUUUAUUUGUGCCAAAAAUUGAAAGAAACUUUGCUGGAAUUGAACUUUUAUUUUGGGUGUUUAAUUAAUAACGAAUUUUAAUGUUGGAAGUCAGAAACCCCUAUUCCUUCUUAAGUUAACUCCCUUACUAUUAAUAUCAGUGUUCACGCACAGUUGUUCAGGUGCACAACUUAAUUAAUUAUUGGCACUCAAAUAAUUUUCCAGCCUUCAGCAACAGAGAAUGGUCCUUAUGACUACACGAGAAGUGGAAAUCCAACUCGAGACGUUUUAGAAAGGUAUUAUUUCCAGGCACCAAUUGUGGUUGGUUGUGAUCUCCUCGAGCAAUUAGUUUAUUCCAUUUCUACUUCCUGCAAUCAGCAUGCUGUAAAGUUCUUAUUCCAAAAAUCAUCUUGCGCUGCAUGUGAUCAGUCUCCUGGCCAAGCUUGAGAAGGCUGACAGGGCGUUUUGCUUCACCAGCGGAAUGGCUGCUUUAGCUGCCGUCACCCACCUUCUUGAAGCAGGUAGUAUCCUCCCUCGUCUGGUUCAGGUGCUCGAUCUCCAGAGCAUGAUACAUCUGUUUCUGUUGCUGCUGACAAACUCUGGUAUCAGGCCAAGAAAUAG
This is a messenger RNA of Spirodela intermedia, 9673 nucleotides long. Lineage: Eukaryota; Viridiplantae; Streptophyta; Magnoliopsida; Alismatales; Araceae. The record is from the annotation of a GenBank genome assembly.